UGUGUUUUGAUACAUCGCUGUGUACUUUGUUAGUUGUCAUCCGUACUAAAAUUUAGACCGCAACGCGCAGCUGCAGUGCAGUAAAUUGCAACUUACAUCGUGAUAUAAUAUUCCAAAUAAUCCAUCAUUAAUGUUUAAUUCAAUAUCCUGUAAUACCGAGUGCUGCGUUAAACGUAUUGAUUUUUAGAAAGUACCUAGUUAUUGAGGACUAUGUUGACAGUUCAAAGGAUAUAGGUUCUCAGUGUGCCCUAAGCUCUAGUGUCAUUGAAGUUAAAAGUUAUGAUAUGUGUCAGUUGUGUUAAGAUGGAUUAUGGCGUUGAAGAAGGUACGAUACCAAGAGAGUUCAUAGAAUUCGACUUCGCUGAAGAUGCUCUGGAUUUUGAGUCUCAACUGGCAGAGGCACGAGAUGUUAAGUUUACACAGACCCUGACAGAGCCCCUGAGCAUUGGAUCACAUAUAAUAUGUACGGGCACGCCCAGCAACGAUUUACCUUGGUUUGCUGUGAAUAUAGGAAGCGGGGACAUUGACUCGGGACGUGGUGACAUAGCUGUACACUUCAACGUACGUCUUCCACAAAACUACGUGGUUCGAAAUACACGACGACACAAUAAAUGGGGACCUGAGGAAACUACUGCUUUCAGGCUGUUUCCUUUUAAAACAGAUCAUCCAUUCACGAUAGAGAUAGUUGUUGAUGAGAAGGAGACGUUAUGGGCAGUUGAUGGGAUACAGUAUUGCAGCUACGCUCAUAGAAACCCAAGUCCGUUGACAGCAGAAUGGGUGCAGGUUACAGGUAUACGAGACGCGACAUUACAAAUACAGAAGACUGACAUAUUCCCCACAUUAGCACCAUCUCCCAUCGAAGUGCCAAUAAGACCUAGCGUAGAUUCGCCGGCAGAAGCUUCAGAGCCUGCUUGGCAGCCAAACGCAAUCGCAUCUUUAUCGACAGGCAUUCCCGAAGGUCACCAACUUGUUAUUUACGGCAGACUACGGCCACUGCUUCACUCGUUCGCAAUAGAUUUGAUGGACACUGCCCGUGAAUGGCCUCGGCCAAACGUGCUGGCUCACGUCAAUGUGCGGGCUUACUUCGAAUCUCAGCGAGAGAGGCAGCUGGUAGUGCUGAACGCAUGGCUCGGAGAAUGGGGACCCGAACGACGGCAACGCACUGCUCGACUGAUCCCCGGUAGCCGUACAACGUUACGAAUUGUUCGUCAGCCGGCGGAUUGGGCGGUUUAUGCCGAUGACCUUCUGAUCGGUGAACUUGAAUUCCGCGCUGCAGCUAACGGCGUACGCGCAGUCCGCAUCCGCGGCGACCUCUACCCCGAGCAGAUGUACCUAUGUCCGGCCACUAGCUCCCCUAUUCGGGAUUAGUUAACGAACAUUUGUUGUUCCGUGCGACUUAAAUUCGGCUUGCAGAGAGUUUUUCAAAGCCUUCAUAGACUUACAAGUCAAGCUUGCACUAAAUAAAUCUUUGUCCUAACGAUUUGAUCGUGCGUGCCACGCUUGAAGCCGAAAUACUUAGUAUGUAAAAAGCGAAUGCAAUUCUUUGGAGUCAAUUAUUAUAAGUUGAGCCAUUGUUGUAUGUUUGCAUUUAUUAAACAUUAAAAUAUAUAUAAAUAUUGUUGAUUCUCUAUAAAGAGAUCUGUCUGAAUAUGAUUGAUAUUGACUAAACAUAGAAUAAGAUUUGAAAUUAUUUUUACCUGACCGUCAUAUAAUUAAAUACCAAAGUACAACAAAUUAUGGUCUAGCCGUUUUUGGUAUUAGGUCAGUAUAGUUUUAGAAAAAGUCGUAUUAAUUUAUUAUGUGAACUCAUUUUACCUGAGUUUCAUAUUAAAUGUUACUUAUUUUAUUACUGCCUUACUAGUAUUUACUCGUUAUAAAACUAGAUGAGAGUAUUUAAUAUUUACUUGUGCCUAUAAAACUAUUUGUUAAGACUAGAUCCACUUUAAGGUCAUUUAAUUUCAAUGUUGAGAUUUUGUAUUUAAAAAUUAUAAAAUGCCUAUUUUAAGUACUUUUUUUGUGUAAAUAAUCAAUUAAUCAUGCAACUUUCUUAAUACAUUGCAUUGCAUCACAUAAAUGACGACAAAUGUUAAGUUCUUGUUACGUUAAAUGUUGUAAUUGACCUAUCUGCUAGGUAUUUUUCAUAAGCACAUAAUAUAAAGAUACUUAAUUUGAUUUACAUCGAGUCAUUAUUUUAUUGUAAAUAAUGUCGUACGAUUAGUAAAUAUUAUUUAUUUUUGCGUAUUCCAGCCUAACUCUUUUUUUUUGUUUUCUGUAUUUAGAUACUUUACCUAGUAUCUAUGCACGUCUUACAAUUACUUGUAAUGUAAUAAAUAUUUAAAGAAUGUUACACAAA
Messenger RNA from Spodoptera frugiperda (fall armyworm), 2353 nucleotides. Its product is annotated as galectin-4. Gene Ontology annotation, molecular function: carbohydrate binding; galactoside binding. The transcript is spliced from 7 exons. The record is from RefSeq and is a predicted model, not a curated record. The coding region runs from base 280 to 1368 and encodes 362 amino acids. NCBI's taxonomy places the organism in Eukaryota, Metazoa, Arthropoda, Insecta, Lepidoptera, Noctuidae.